AUGAUGUUCCAAACCUCUGCCGUGCUGAUGGCCGCCCUCGCCGGGCCGGCCUCCGCAAGCUACGCUUUCUACGUCGGCAAGGACCUCACCGCCGACGGCAGCGUCAUGGUCGGCGGAACCGGCGAGGAGGUCUCCUCCCACUGGCUCCAGCUGUUUCCCGCCCGCGACCACGCCUCCAACGCGACGAUCACCGUCGGCGUCACGGACAAGGCCAGCAUCCCGGGCGAGCUCUUCACCAUCCCCCAGGUCAGCCACACCUACCGCUACCUGUCGAUGGAGUACUCCGACUUCGAGGGCUUCCCCGCGCCGCUCACCAACGGCGGCCUCAACGAGAACGGCGUCACCGUCCGCGACGUCUGGGCCCAGAACCGCGACGAGCUGGUCAACAUGACCCCGACGCCGCAGCACGGCAUCCAGUACAGCGACCUCGCGCGCAUCGUCAUGGAGCGCGCCAGGACCGCGCGCGAGGGCGUCGAGAUCAUCGGCGAGCUCAUGAACCAGUACGGCGAGGCGACCUACGGUGGCAACACCCACCUCAUCGCCGACAAGGACGAGGGCUGGGUCGUCUGGGAGAUGGCCGGCGGCCAGAAGCUGUGGGCCGCCGAGCGCCUCAAGACCGACGAGGUCCGCGUGCUGUACCCCGGCUACAUCGAGGACUUCCCGACCGACUUCGCCAACAGCUCCGAUUACAUGGGCUCCGACAACAUCGUCUCCUUCGCCGUCGAGCAGGGGUGGUGGAAUGCCAGCAGCGGCGAGCCGUUCAACAUCUUCAACGCCUAUGGCGAGAAGGGCGAGAACAUGACCGCCCGCGACGGCGGCUUCAAGUUCAUGUCCCAGGCCGCGCUCGAGAACGCCACCCUCGAGAUGGCCCCCGUCACCGAGGAGAAGCUCAUGGAGCGCGUCCGCGACAAGCGCAUCUCCGAUGACGAGGCCGGCUACGGGCAGAUCGUGUCCCUCAAGGACGGCAUCGACCGCGACCUGCUGCGCAUCUGGAACGCUCCCACCGGCUCCGUAGCCGCGCCCUUCGUCCCGUGGUGGCUCGGCGUCAGCAGCAUCCCCUCCGAGUUCGGCGAGCACCGCUACCUCACCACCGGCGCCUCUGGCAGCUUCCUGAACCCGGACUACCAGCUGCAGGAGGCGAGCGAGUUUGCCGGCCGCAUCUUCAAGCGCGUGCUGUACUACAUGUGCUCGCAGCCCGACACGUUCCACCCCAUCGUCACGCAGAUGCUCACGGGCUUCGAGAACCAGAGCCGCAGCGACAUUGAUUGGGUCGAGACGAGCGCCAAGCUGCUUAUCGAGAGCGGGGACCGCGAGACGGCGAGCUCGCUGCUGACGUACUACUCCCACAGCCGAGCGUCCAAGGCUCUUGAGCUCGGCAAGGCGAUGACGGCUGCUCUGGAUGGGUACAUCAAGCUCAGUGGCCAGUGGCGCAACCCGGUCGGUAGCGAGAUUAAUGAUGCUGGAGAGGGCGCCGAGACUGUGAACUGCUUGGUUGGGUAUGACCCCGACCAGCCCAUCUGGAAGCAGCCUGCGAACCCCAUGAGGAAGAAGAGGAGCCUGAGGAACCGCAUGUUUGUGCAAGGUCCUCGCUACUAG
Messenger RNA from Colletotrichum siamense, 1596 nucleotides. It is a transcript of the gene pepDB, whose product is annotated as putative dipeptidase B. Gene Ontology annotation, biological process: proteolysis. Gene Ontology annotation, molecular function: cysteine-type exopeptidase activity; dipeptidase activity. The transcript has a single exon. The coding region runs from base 1 to 1596 and encodes 531 amino acids. The record is from RefSeq and is a predicted model, not a curated record. Lineage: Eukaryota; Fungi; Ascomycota; Sordariomycetes; Glomerellales; Glomerellaceae.